GCCGUCUCCAUAAUAUUUUCAGAUUCCUUGAGUUGUCAUUAUUUAAAAAUGGAAAAUGAUAAAGAUAAGGACAAAAAAAGGAAAAAUAGAGACGGAACAAGCAGGGGCUAUUAUUCGGAGUUAGCGACAAAUUUGAGGUAUAAACAAGAAGUCGAAGAAGACCUACCUCCGGGAGCCCCUAAAAGGACCAAGUUUAUAUGGCAAGUCAAAACGGAAAAGGACGCACCCAUUCUGCCGAAGCUAGUCAAGCCGAUCAAACCUUUAUUUUUGGCUCCGGCAGAAAGAUGGAUCACUUUCCUGGAAGAUAAACAGAUAAGUUUUCCCGUUGAGACCUUCAAACCCAAAGUGCAGCUACAACAUCAAGUGGAAAUUGGUGACUUGCCUAGAAAUGUAGCCAUUGAGAGAAAAAGACGACAAUAUGCUGCCCAGAACAUUGCCGACAUCCUGCAGGAUCUGGAAGUAUCUCCAAAAUCCUUGAUACCGGUUGAUUCAUCUGUACCUUAUAUGGCGAAUACGAUGCAGGCAAUGAAUUUCCUACCGCUCGAAUUAUUCGACAAUGAAAAAUUUGAAACCAGGACUCCUGAAUCUUGGCUGGAACACGGCGUUGUGGAAGGAGUCCGACAUCCUAUACCUGGCAAAGCCUUCUUGAAAAUUCAAGAUCCGAUGGAAACCUCCAAAGAACAGAACUAUGACUGGAUAAACGUUGCAGUUACAGAUUAUUUACCAGAAAGCCAACUAUGGUCAGUUUUGACACUGGAUGGUUCCCAGCGAACUUUCAACUUGCCUCGCAUCUACAUCAUGUUCAGCGCUGAAAAUCCAAUGAUUUUCGGCGAAAGGAUCAAGGCAGCAGUGGACUUGAGGAAUCAAGUAGAGGAUACAAUAAGAUACGAAUUUUAUUUGGACUGCAUGCUUCUAACCGGAACCUUGGACUUGGACGAGAAAAGCGUUUUGAAAAUAAGAACUCUAGCAACCAGGAGUCAAACAAAGAACAUUAAUCAAGAACUCCUUCAGAAGUUGGAAACUGAAGUUAAUUUGAGUUACAAAAGGACACACGGAGAGAUGCAAUUUUUGCAGAGUAUCCAAAAUACCCAAACGGAUACAAUAUCGAUGGUCCCUCAGAAAAUGGUUGAAUCGGCGCCAGCACCUAGGGAAAAAGUGGUUACGGGUGUAAUCGACUUCAAAAAGAAGCGUGAAUACUUCAAGUGGAUGAAUAUAUACGUGAUACCAGAAACGUACAUAGCCAUGGAGUACGUGGUGAAGGAAUGCAUGAAGGUAUCAACGAUGUCGCUCUUCACCGCCAGUUUUGGUGCAAAGUAUGUUUCGUUGGAGGAGUUUGAUUCGAUACAAAGUCUAAUAACGAGCAAUCUGAUAAAACAUUUGAGAGGACCCUGGCUAGAUUCUAUCGUUUUCAACAUACGCGCUUGUUUGAGGGAUGUCGGUAAGGGCUGGUUCGACAUGCAGGAGAAAAAGUACGAAAUAUAUGAAAUAGCGAAAAUGACGAGGUUUAUGGAGCUGGUUAAACAUAGAAUGCAGUAUACUCUGAGACUUCUCGUUCUGAAUUCUAUUAACAUAUGGAUAAAUAUGUUGGAGACUCCGUGCCAGCCUUGUAUGGAAAUAGACGACGAUUAUGAAUGGGGAGAUGACUUGAUAGCCAGUCGUUUCAAACCACCCGCAGCUCCUUUGUUCCUCCUCAUCCUCAGAUUAGAAUCAGAUGGACCUCAUUUCUCUACGGAUCCAGACCAGUUUGAAAAAACGCUGCUGAAGCUUUAUGACAAUGGCAUCAGGCAAACUCAUUUCAUAAAGCAAGUUCAUCCGUAUCUUCUACCAAACCUACGGUUUCCGGAAGACCUGUGUCUGUCUUCAGUAGGCCUCUUAUCAGAAGAAGUAUCUUCAGUACGUGAUCGCUUCGUACUUGCUUAUAAGAAAGCAUUGAUACCACUGAAAGCUUACGCCAAGAAGUUUUUCGCCUAUUUGGAUCUCUUCAAUAGGGAUAUUAAUGCUUAUAUAACGAAUUAUAAGGCUGCGAACCAUUCGGCAUCUGAGUAUAAGGAAGAAAUAACUCAUCAUUAUCGACAAAAGAACAAUCUUGAGGCAACACUACCCAGCAAUAUAUCCAUAGGACCAUUUAUGGUGAGCGUUGAUACUUUGAAGAAUUUUUUGAUGAAUAAACGACAAGAUAUAAUCAACAAAUUACUCGAUACGUUUGCUGUAAGAAUGAAGGAUCUGAUCGAAGAGUCGAUAGACAAUUACAAAACUAUACAGCUGAAAUUGAAUGAGAAGCCAGAUUCUAUUGAAGCAAUUUUUGAUAUGAGAGAUUGGAUGGAAACAGUUCCUAUGACCGUCAAAUCUUUCGAGGAGAACACCAAACGAUACGUUCUGGAAUACGAUGUAUUGGAAUACUUUUGGUAUGCUUUACCUCAAGAGGAUUUCGAAAACAAAUGGGAAGCCAUCGGAUGGCCCUAUAAGUUGGUGAAGACCAUCGAAGAAACUGACCUUUUCCUGAAAGAAGAAGAGGAGAAAUAUUUCAAGAUACAAGUAGCAGAUGAAUUUGCUCUCCAGGAGAAGAUAGAAGGCCUUACCGUGCAAGUUGUUCAACUGCAGACGUUGAGGGACUUCGCAAGGAUUCACGAAAUUGCUGUCGAUAUGAGGAGGGUUUGGAAAAACAUGAAAGAAGCGCAAGAAACCGGUUUACUGCUGAAUUCGAGACAGAAGCUUUUUGGUCAACCUGUUGUACCCUUUGACGACCUGAAUAAGUUGGUCAAAGAGUUCGAACCUUACAAAAGCUUAUGGGUGACAGCUUCAGAUUGGGGAAGAUCUUAUGAAAUAUGGAUGAGCAAUCCUCUGCAAUUCAUAGAUGGAGAAUCAAUCGAAAGAACCUGUACCGAAAUGCAAAAAACCAUGAUAAAGUUGACGAGAACUUUUGCGGAUAUUCCAGCCGUACAGAAAGUUGCACAGAAUGUAAGAGAAGAAAUAGAUCAAUUUAGGCCGCAUAUACCUUUGAUCUUGAGUCUGAAAAACCCUGGAAUGAGAGCUCGACACUUCGAAAAGUUCUCAGAAGCUUCAGGAAUUCAAGUGGAUAUUGGUCCUGCCACAACCUAUCAAUAUUUCGUUGAUCUGGGUAUCACGCAAUACGCAGAACUUAUCAGUUCCAUAUCUGAAGAGGCUACCAAGGAAUACGCAGUUGAAACAACCCUCCAGAAGAUGAAAACAGAAUGGGAAUCUAAUGAUUUGGAAUUAACUUUGUAUAAGAGUACAGGUACCUUCAUCAUGAAGGUUACUGAUGAACAACAGCAAAUGCUUGACGAUCAUAUCGUCUUAACACAGCAGCUGUCUUUCAGUCCUUUCAAGGGGCCUUUUGAAAAAAUGAUAGAUGAUUGGGAAGAAGCCUUGAAAGUAACUGCUGCGGUUAUUGAGGAAUGGAUGGAAGUUCAGAAGCAAUGGAUGUACCUGGAGCCCAUUUUCACGAGUGAAGAUAUAACAAGUCAACUUCCCCUAGAAAGCAAAAAAUAUAAAUCGAUGGAGAGAACAUGGAGACGAAUCAUGCGAUCUGCGUAUGAUCAUCCUAACAUUAUAGAGUACUGUGGUGACAGAAAACUGUUGGAAAGUUUGAAAGACUGCAACCACAUAUUAGAAGUUGUACAGAAAGGCCUGACGGAUUAUUUGGAGACGAAGAGGAUGAUCUUCCCAAGAUUGUAUUUCCUCAGCGAUGAUGAACUCUUGGAAAUCCUCUCUCAAGCGAGAAACCCUUUGGCUGUGCAGCCGCAUUUGAGGAAGUGCUUCGAGAAUAUUGCUACGUUGAAAUUCGAGUCAGACUUAAAAAUCACCAGGAUGUACUCAGCAGAAGGAGAAGGAGUUGAUCUUGAUCCUACCCUCUAUCCUGUUGGAAGUGUGGAGAAUUGGCUUCUUCAAGUAGAAAUCAGCAUGCAAAACACAGUGAGAACAAUAAUGGGCGCUGCAACCGCUGAAGUUAUGAAGGCAGAAAGGACGCAAUGGGUGAUGCGUUGGCCAGGUCAGGUGGUUAUAGCUGGAAGUCAGGCCUUCUGGACAGCAGGUGUCGAGGAGGGCAUUAAGAAUGGUGCGCUGGAAAAGUUUCAUAAAGAAGUUAUGUUGGUAAAUUUGGACGGGCUGAGAAACCUUGUCAAAGGAAGUUUAUCAUUUCUGCAAAGGGAAAUACUAUCCGCACUUAUUGUUAUUGAGGUGCAUUCUAGAGAUGUGACGCAAAAUUUGGUCGAUUUGAACAUCUCGAAUGCUAAUGAUUUCGAUUGGAUCAGUCAAUUGAGAUAUUAUUGGGUUGUUGAUCAGAUGAAAGUCAGAGCUGUUAACGCAGAGUUUCCUUACGGCAACGAAUAUUUGGGGAACAGUGGAAGAUUAGUUAUAACUCCGUUGACCGAUAGAUGCUAUUUAACAUUAACGGGAGCUCUUCAUCUCAAAUUUGGAGGUGCGCCUGCUGGACCUGCAGGUACAGGGAAAACGGAAACUACCAAGGAUUUAGCGAAAGCCAUGGCAAGGCAAUGUGUUGUGUUCAAUUGCUCAGAUCAGCUGGAUUUCAUGGCAAUGGGAAAGUUUUUCAAAGGAUUGGCAAGUUCUGGAGCUUGGGCAUGUUUCGAUGAAUUCAACAGAAUUGACAUAGAGGUUCUUUCUGUUGUUGCACAGCAGAUCACAACUAUCCAGAAAGCUCAGCAGGCUCGAUUGGACAGAUUCUUUUUCGAAGGCUCUGAAAUCGUUUUGAAAGAAUCCUGCGCAGUAUUCAUCACGAUGAAUCCUGGAUACGCGGGACGCACAGAGCUUCCGGACAACCUCAAGGCUCUGUUUCGUCCCGUUUCCAUGAUGGUCCCGGAUUACAGCUUAAUCGCUGAGAUCUCACUCUUCUCAUUCGGUUUUGGUAACGCCAAACAGUUGGCGAACAAAAUAACGACCACCUUCAAACUGAGCUCUGAGCAGCUCAGCAGCCAGGACCACUAUGACUUCGGCAUGAGAGCUGUGAAAACUGUAAUAGCCGUUGCUGGUAAUUUGAAACGUGAAAGACCACAGAUGGACGAGCCGCAAAUGGUGCUGAGGUCAUUGAGAGAUGUCAACGUUCCUAAGUUUCUCAAAGAUGAUUUGAAAUUGUUCAACGGUAUCGUAUCUGAUCUCUUCCCAAGGAUGGUUGAAGAAGCGGUUGAUUAUGGAGCAUUAGAAAAAUCCAUCAGAGCAUCCAGCAUCGAAAUGUUAUUAGAAGAUGUUGAUGAAUACGUGAAGAAAGUUAUCCAAUUAUACGAGACGACCAUCGUUCGUCACGGCCUGAUGUUGGUGGGUCCAACUGGAUCUGGAAAAACAAAAUGUUAUCAGAUCCUGAAGAAAGCCAUGACUGCGCUCAAAGGAGAACCGCAACCCAGCGGUUAUCCCUUUGAAGCCGUUAAAACUUAUGUCAUGAACCCGAAAUCGAUAACCAUGGGUCAGCUGUACGGUGAAUUCGACUUGCAGACGCACGAAUGGACAGAUGGUAUACUCCCAUCUCUUGUGAGAGUUGGAAUUAUAGCGGAAAAUAAGGAUAAGAGGUGGUAUAUCUUCGAUGGACCAGUAGAUGCUGUAUGGAUCGAGAAUAUGAACACCGUUUUGGACGAUAACAAAAAGCUUUGUCUGAGCAGUGGCGAAAUAAUCAAACUUCGGGAUACUAUGACGAUGAUGUUCGAAGUUGCUGAUUUGGCUGUUGCCUCUCCAGCGACAGUCUCCCGUUGCGGUAUGGUUUACUUGGAGCCCAGCGUAUUGGGAUUAGAGCCCUUCAUUAACUGUUGGCUGAAUGUUCUGCCGGCGCUUGCGAAACCCUUUGCGGACCGACUGAAAAAUUUGAUCCAGAUUUAUGUUUUACCAGCAAUAGAACUGGUUCGUUACAAGACUAGGGAAAUUUUAACUUCCGUCGAUUCAGCUCUGUUAAUUCACUUCUUGAGACUCAUGGAUUUUCGUUUCCUGCCAAUAAGUGGGAAAGAUAACAGACCGCCUCCAAGUGAAGGAUUCCGAGCCCUUCUAGGAAGUUUAAUGGUACCCUUUGUUGUUUCUUCUAUGAUUUGGAGCAUUGGAGCUACUUGCGAUAGCAGUGGUCGCAAUAAGAUAGAUAAAUUUGUGAGAGAUAAAAUGCAAACCAACGAUCACAAUCCAAAAUUUCCAAGUCCUGGAAUAGUUUACGAUUACAAACUGAGAGAUGGUGGUUUUGGGGAACCAUCGGAUUCCGGUGAGCCAGAGCAACCAUAUUGGGAGCAUUGGAUGGAAAAAGUUGAAGAAUACAAAAUAAACGUCGAAAUGAAAUACUCCGAUAUCGAAGUACCAACCAUCGACAAUGUCAGGAAUUCAUAUAUGAUUGGCGCCAUUUUGCUCAAUGAACGAAAUGUACUUUGCGUUGGACCUACAGGAACUGGAAAGACAUUGACAGUUAUCGCUAAACUAGCGAAGAAUAUGCACAAAAAAUUCAUUUGCGAUUUCAUGAGUUUUUCUGCUAGGACUAGCGCAAACCAGACACAGGAUCUCAUUGAUUCCAAACUGGAUAGAAGACGUAAGGGAGUUUUUGGACCACCAGUUUUGAAACGCCAGAUAUUCUUCAUCGAUGACUUCAAUAUGCCAGCUUUAGAAGUGUAUGGCGCUCAGCCACCGAUUGAGCUCAUACGACAGUGGAUGGACUUCGGAGGGUGGUAUGAUAGGAAGAACAUUGGAGAAUUCCGAAAAAUAAUUGACGUGAAUUUUGCUACAUCCAUGGGCCCCCCAGGAGGUGGCAGAAAUCCUGUCACUGCUCGUUUACUCCGUCAUUUUCACUUCAUUGCUUUCUUGGAGAUGGAGGAUUUUAGCAAGCGUAAUAUAUUCGGGACCAUAUUGAAAUUCUGGUUAGACCGUACGCCAGAACAGAGUGACUAUUUCGAAGCAAUUCUCCUGUCAUCAAUGAACGUCUAUUCCACGAUAUUGAAGGAACUUCUGCCCACUCCUGCCAAGACACAUUAUACAUUCAAUCUCAGGGACCUGAGUAAAGUUUUUCAAGGAUUACUAAUGUUCGAACCCGAACAAGUGGAGGAUAUUACAGAAGUGGUUCGAUUGUGGUAUCACGAAUGCAUGAGGGUGUUUCAAGAUCGACUAGUUAACGAUGAAGAUCGCAACUGGUUCAACGAUUUAUUGAGGAAGACCAUCAAGGAUAACUUUAAAUUAGAUCCUGAAGAAGCGCUGGGUUCUAAUACCAUUCUCUUCGGAGAUUUCUUGGACCCCCAAGCAGAUAUAAAGCAGUACAAACAAAUUACAGAUAGAGAAAAGUUGUCAGAUGUACUAGAUUACUACCUAACUGAGUACAAUAACCAGAGCACCAGACCUAUGAGGCUUGUCCUUUUUUUGGACGCCAUUGCUCAUGUGUGCAGAAUCUCGAGAAUAAUACGUCAACCUAUGGGAAAUGCACUUUUAUUGGGCAUGGGAGGAUCCGGACGACAAAGUUUGACGAGGCUGGCUACUUUUAUGGCAGAGUUUUACCGCUUUCAAAUAGAAUUGAGCAAGGUGUAUGGUCCAACUGAAUGGAGGGAUGAUAUCAAACAGUUGAUGCUAAAAGCUGGUUUACACCGCGUGGAAACAGUAUUCUUAUUUUCUGAUACUCAGAUCAAAUCAGAAACAUUCCUUGAGGACCUGAACAACAUAUUGAAUUCAGGGGAUGUUCCAAACAUCUAUCAACCGGACGAGAUGGAUUUGAUUUAUCAGAAUAUGAAGGGAAUCCUACAGGAAUUGGGAAUGACCGCUACAAAAUCUAAUCUGUUUUCAGUUUACCAGAAACAGGUCAGAUCGAAUCUUCAUACUGUCAUCACAAUGAGUCCAAUUGGAGAAAUUUUCCGAGCUCGUUUGAGACAAUUCCCUGCACUUGUGAACAAUUGCACUAUCGAUUGGUUUAGUGCGUGGCCGGACUCCGCAUUACAAUCUGUGGCACUUCAGUUUCUGGAUGAUAUCCCUGAAUUGGACUGUUCGGAGGAAGUUCUGAAAGGAAUCGUUGUUGUCUGCCAAUUCAUGCAUGCCAGUGUAGUCGAUGCGAGCGAGCUUUAUAGGCAGGAACUUUCAAGACACAACUACGUUACACCUACGUCGUACUUAGAACUACUCUCAAGUUAUUCCAAUCUCAUAAAUGUUAGAAAGAAUUCUCUUCUUGAGGGCACCUCUCGACUUCGAAUAGGUUUGGAAAAACUACAGAACACAUCUGAAGAAAUCAAAGUUCUUCAAGAAAAUUUGAAGGUGAUGAAGCCUGCGUUGGAAGAAGCUGCUAUUGAAGCUAAUAUAAUGAUAGAGAAGAUUGCAGAAGAUACGAAAGUUGCCGAAGAAACCAAGGUGCUAGUCGAGAAGGAGGAGUUUGAAGCAACGAAAAAAGCUAUGGCCACUGAAGAAAUCGCAGAAGACGCCAAGAGAGAUCUGGCUGAGGCGAUGCCAGCACUGUUGGCAGCCGAAGAAAGUUUGAAACAACUGAAUAAAAACGAUAUCACUGAAGUGAGAGCAAUGAAACGACCUCCAGGAGGUGUAGUCUAUGUCAUUGAAUCUAUCUGCAUAGUAAAGAAUAUAAAACCAAUCAAGGUCGCAGGGACAAAAAUUGGCGAAAAAAUUCUGGAUUAUUGGGAGCCUGGCAGACAAAUGUUAGCUGAUCCUGGUGCUUUCCUUUCAUCCCUUAUGAAUUUCGAUAAGGACUCUAUCACAGAGGAAAUGAUAGAGAAGCUAACGAAAUAUGUUAAUGAUGAGGGUUUUCAGCCAGAAAAAAUUGCGAAGAUUUCGAAAGCUUGCACAUCACUUUGUAUGUGGGUACAUGCAAUGUAUAAAUUCUAUUUCGUCAACAAGAGCGUUGCACCGAAAAAGGCUGCUUUGAAACAGGCAGAAGAAGAUCUUGCUAAGACAAUGGCGGCUUUGGCUGAAGCUAAAAAAAGAAUGAAGGCUGUUAUGGAUGGCCUGGAAAUACUCCAGAAACAGCUCGCAGAGAAAAUUGCCUUCAAAGAGGAGAAAGAACAGAGUAUUGGUUUAUGUGAGGAGAGAAUGAAUAGAGCUGUUAGGCUUCUGACAGGUCUAGGUGAUGAGAGAGUUAGAUGGAUAGGCACUAUUGAAAAUAUCGAAGCAAGUAUAGUGAACGUCACUGGGGAUAUCCUCCUCAGUGCAGGAGCAAUUGCGUACCUGACACCUUUCACAGACAAAUAUAGAAGAGGUCUGCUUUCGGAGUGGAUAGAACUUGUUGGAGAGAAGAAAAUUCCCCAUUCAGAGAAUUACGACACAGUUCUUACCUUAGGAGAACCCGUAACUAUUAGAUCAUGGCAGUUGAGUGGACUACCAAGGGAUUAUUUGUCGACCGAGAAUGCGGUCUUGGUAUCUUGUUCAAAACGCUGGCCACUCUUCAUCGACCCACAGGGGCAGGCGAAUAAAUGGGUUAAAAACAUGGAAAAAAAUAAUGGAUUAGCCAUAGCUAAGUUGUCAGAUAAAAAUCUCAUAAGAACAUUGGAAUCAGCGGUGAGAUUUGGAAAACCUGUUCUUAUAGAGAAUAUUGGAUUGGAAUUAGACCCGGCACUCGACCCUGUACUCUUGAGACAAGUGUUCAAGCAAGGAGGAACAAUGGUUAUGAAACUAGGAGAGACAAUCGUGCCUUAUGAUAAUAAUUUCCGACUCUUUAUGACUACGAAACUUCCGAACCCUCACUAUACUCCUGAAAUUGCUGUGAAAAUUCUUCUAGUGAAUUUCACACUAGUUCCCAGUGGCCUCCAAGAUCAACUUCUAGCGUUAGUCGUGAUGCAAGAAAGACCAGAUCUUGAGGAGCAACGCCAACAGAUUGUCGUCAGCACAGCCCAGAUGAAGGCCGAGCUGAAAGAAAUCGAGGACAGGAUUCUGUAUAAAUUGAGCAUAUCCGAAGGUUCUCCAUUGGAUGAUCUGGAUUUCAUUAUAACUUUGGAAGCCUCAAAGGUUAAAAGUGAAGAUAUAAAAAACAAAGUGGAAUCUGCUGAAAUCACACAAAUCGAUAUAGAUAAUACCAGAGCUCUGUAUAUUCCUGUAGCCAACAGAGCUCAAAUUUUGUUCUUCUGCCUGGCUGACCUUUCCAACGUUGAUCCGAUGUACCAAUAUUCUUUGGAGUGGUUUAUAUCGAUAUUCAUGAAUAGUAUGGCUGUGACUGAGAAAUCGAGUGAAAUUGCCCAGAGGGUGUACAUCAUAAAUGAACAUUUCACGUUCAGCUUGUUCACCAACGUCUGCAGAAGUCUUUUCGAAAAGCACAAACUUCAUUUCGCCUUCCUGAUGUGCGCCAGGAUUUUAAUGGACAUAAAUAAAAUUGAUGGCCAUGAAUGGCACCAUUUCUUAGCUGGAGGAUCGCCGAUAGGGACGGAUCGCAAUCCCUGUCCUGAGUGGCUUUCCAGUAAAUCCUGGAAUGAAAUUUUAUCCCUGCGAGUACUUCCUACAUUUGAGUCAUUCACGAACACGUUCGCAGUAAAAAAGGCCCAUUAUCAGAUGAUGUUCGAGGCACAGGAACCCCAACUACAAUCCCUGCCAGAACCCUUCGAAUCCCAGUUAUCCUUUUUCCAACGAUUGUUGGUUCUGAAGUGCCUUCGUCCUGACAAAGUUACGAAUGCCAUCCAGAUAUUUUUGGCUCAUGAGCUCGGACAGCGAUUUGUUGAGCCUCAGACCACCGAUCUCGGUGAAAUGUUCGCGGAGUCUGGUCCAACCGUACCUUUGAUAUUCGUUUUAUCAACGGGUACAGACCCGGCCGCCGAUUUAUAUAAAUUCGCUGAGAGGAUGAAAAUGGCGAAGAGGAUGUUCUCGAUUUCGUUAGGGCAAGGUCAAGGGCCCAGGGCAGAAGCCUUAAUUAAGAGCGGCUGCGAUGCUGGAUCCUGGAUAUUCUUUCAGAACUGUCACUUAGCACCUAGUUGGAUGCCAAGACUGGAAUACCUCAUUGAAAACAUCGAGCCGGAAAAUACCCACAGAGAUUUUAGGCUGUGGUUAACAUCGACACCUUCGCCCCAUUUUCCGGUAUCCAUAUUACAAAACAGUUCAAAAAUGACGAUAGAGCCACCGUCUGGCAUAAAGGCUAAUCUACUCAGGGCUUAUAUCAGCCAGGUAGCGGAGCUGAGUGAUUUCCUUCAGUCCGAACAUCCGAAGGCUCCACCUUUCAAGAUGCUUCUUUUUGCCCUCUGUCUAUUCCACGCUGUUCUGUUGGAAAGAAGGAAAUUUGGCCCUCUGGGUUUCAAUAUACCAUACGAAUUCACCACGGGUGAUUUGAAAAUUUGUAUAUCCCAAUUGCACAUGUUCCUCAUGGAGUACGAUCAGACACCAUUCAAAGUACUGACAUAUACUGCUGGUCACAUCAAUUAUGGUGGAAGAGUUACUGAUGACUGGGACAGAAGAUGUCUGAUGAAUAUCUUAGGAGACUAUUACGAUCCAAAAGUUGUUGCCCCUAAGUAUCGUUUCGAUCGCACUGGUGUUUACUAUCAGUUACCUCCAGACGCGUUAUACCUAGACUACUUGGACUACAUCAAAUCACUUCCAAUAAAUGAUGAUCCAGAAGUUUUCGGAAUGCACUCUAAUGCUGAUAUAACUUUUGCCCAAGCACUAACCUCUAGUUGCUUGUCUACAUUGUUGAUGUUACAACCAAAGCAAAUUGGUGGUGCAGCUGCGAGUCAAGAGGAAGUUACAGGAAACGCUGCCAAAGAUAUCUUGGAACAUCUACCCCCAUUAUUCGACUUGGGGGAAAUAGCUAGAAAAUAUCCUGUACUCUAUGAAGAGUCCCUGAAUACCGUGAUAAUGCAAGAGGCUAUACGAUAUAAUAAGUUACUAAAAGUUAUAUCAGAUAGUUUGAAGGACUUACUAAAAGCUCUGAAAGGAUUGGUGGUUAUGUCGGAAGCCCUAGAAAAAAUGUCAAGAAGCUUAUUCAGUAACCUGGUUCCUGAAAUGUGGGCAUCAAAAGCAUAUCCAUCGUUGAAACCUCUAGCGGCAUGGGUUUCUGAUCUUCAUGCUAGAAUUGAAUUCUUGAUCAAGUGGAAGAACGAGGGUAUUCCACCAGUUUUUUGGAUCUCUGGAUUCUAUUUUCCGCAGGCCUUCCUAACGGGAACCCUUCAGAACUUUGCAAGGAAAUACGUGAUUUCAAUAGAUACCAUCAAUUUUGCAUUCAAGGUUUUACCCGAGAGACCAAUAAGAAGGCCCCCAGAUGGCUGCUGUAUAUGGGGCCUAUUUCUGGAGGGCUCUAAAUGGAACUACCAAACUGGUCAGUUGGAUGAGUCAAAUCCUAAAGAAUUAUAUACGGAAAUGCCUGUAGUGUGGUUAAUACCGGAAGAAAAUCAUAAGAAGCCGGAUAAUACUUAUGUUUGCCCGGUUUAUAAAACCUUAACCAGGGCUGGUACGCUAUCUACCACGGGACACUCCACAAAUUAUGUACUGGCGAUAGAGGUACCUACCAAUAAACCUGAAAGACACUGGAUAAAGAGAGGAGUGGCCCUGAUAUGUGCUCUAGAUUACUAAGAUUAAAAUUCGAUUUCAAAUGAAAUCUCAGCUAUAACGUGUACAAAUCAAUAUAUCUAUAAAAUAAAAUUUCAACUA
Messenger RNA from Coccinella septempunctata (seven-spotted ladybird), 12537 nucleotides. RefSeq names its product dynein axonemal heavy chain 1-like. The record is from RefSeq and is a predicted model, not a curated record. Gene Ontology annotation, molecular function: dynein light intermediate chain binding; minus-end-directed microtubule motor activity; dynein intermediate chain binding. Gene Ontology annotation, biological process: microtubule-based movement. Lineage: Eukaryota; Metazoa; Arthropoda; Insecta; Coleoptera; Coccinellidae. The coding region runs from base 49 to 12459 and encodes 4136 amino acids. Gene Ontology annotation, cellular component: dynein complex. The transcript is spliced from 60 exons.